Molecule: messenger RNA, 6306 nt
Organism: Chelmon rostratus (copperband butterflyfish)
Lineage: Eukaryota; Metazoa; Chordata; Actinopteri; Chaetodontiformes; Chaetodontidae
Gene: adamtsl4
Product: ADAMTS-like 4
Exons: 17
Coding region: 201-3776 (1191 amino acids)
Biological process (GO): extracellular matrix organization
Cellular component (GO): extracellular matrix
Molecular function (GO): metalloendopeptidase activity
Source: RefSeq, a predicted model, not a curated record
GACUGUGACGGGAGGAAGGGGACAGAGAGAGAGAGGGAGAGAGAGAGGGAGCUGAAGAAGCCGUCGCAAGGCUUCAUCACAUUUCUUUCAGGACUGCACGGACCGGAACGGACCACUAACCAAUCACUAGACUGGACUGAUAAUCAAUAGCGGUGAUUAGCAGCGGAGUGAGGACGGUUGCGGGAGACUCUCGGAGGAGCAUGCGGCUCACUUUGCUAUUCAGGCUUUAUGUGCUGUGGGGAUUUGUGGUGGUCACGACCUCCGUGACCAAGGCUGGCCAGAGGAAGGUGGCACGCCGACGGUCCAGACAGGUGUUUGAGGCAGAGCCUGUGGAGGGGGUGUGGUCUGUCUGGGGGGAGUGGUCUGAAUGCUCUCAGUCCUGUGGUGUGGGCGUCUCACAGAGGAGCAGGAAGUGUUUACCUCCUCCACCUCCCCAAACUCCUCCCCUCUCCCACUCUCCACCUAACUGGGCAGGUUAUUUGCCCGGAGGCAUUGGAGGUCCUGUCAUCUCACCUGUGCGCCCCUACUACCCUCCUCGUUACCCUGGGCAACACACACCUUAUCACUCCCCUUCCAUCCCCGCCAAUCACAACCCAGGAUUGUCGCUGUAUCGGAAUACUAACGCCGGGGGAGGAGGAGCUCCUGUACCAGGACAGGCCAAUCCGUCCCCUCCUUUUUACCAACCAGAAUUCUCCCCAACCAAUCAAGAACAUGUGUCUGUUUACCGAUCCCCUUACCACACUCCUUCACAUGGCUACAACCAGCCAGCACGGAUCAUUAGGAGACCGACCAACCCAGGAGCAGCGAGGGCUGGAGGAGGCGGGAGCAGAAGGUCGGUCUCCCCCAGUCGGGAAGGUUUGGCUGCAAGGAGGUCUUCCAGCAUUCGUCCAGGUCAGUUUGGGUACGGCAGGGUCCCGUUCUCUCUGCCUCUGCAUCGCCCCAACCGGCAGGCUCGCCACACUGCCAACGGCACUGACGCUGCAACCCCAGCCGCUGGGCUAGCCGCCAGCGAAGACGCCGCCAGGAGAGAGGAAGAAGAGGCGGGAAGUGAUGGAGAAGAUAGGAAGGCAGGGAGAAGCGAGGUGGAGCAGAGCACUGACGCACCUGCUGCUGAGGAGUCACCCACAACGACCACCACUACUGGUGUCCCACGCCGCCAUGGUGACAGACCCUCACAAACCAAUACAGAGCAUGGGAGAGCAAGAGUCCCAUCCUCUCGCCCCUUCUCACGCUACUCAUCGCCAUCCCUCCCGUCCAGCCGCCACCGGUUUGACUGGCACUCCGUCACCGCGCCGCCUCCUCCCGUCCCUCCUCUCUCCCGCCCAAACUCCCCUGCCGCUGCUUCACCUUUUUCCACUUCUCUUCACCGCUCCAGCCCCCUGCACAGAGACAGGGACCUCCACCCGGGCUUCAGCCCCCAGGUCCCACCAGCCGGCAACGCCUACCCGCUGCAGCACCCCGACAUCCCACACCUGGGAGUCGAAUCAGGCAGGCAUGGAGGAAGAGGAGCUCCUCAGGUGUACAGAUGCUCUGGGCCGGAGAAGGAGUACCGCAGGUGCUUCUCACAGGUGUGUGGAGGAGGUGCAUUGGAGUCCAGAGCAGAGCAGUGUGCAGCCUUUAACACCCAGGAGUUCAUGGGUCGCCUCUACAACUGGGAACCUUUCACUGAGGUUGGCGUGGACAAGCAGUGCGAGCUGACCUGCAGACCUGCCGGCUAUCGCUUCUAUGUUCGUCAGGCCGAGCGCGUCAGAGACGGGACCUCCUGCAUCAACGUCAGUUCAAACGAUGUGUGCGUAGAAGGACGGUGUCUGACCGAGGGCUGCGAUGGGGUGCUGGGCUCCGGUUCUGUCGUUGACAAGUGCGGAGUGUGUGGUGGGAGGGACGCCUCCUGUCGCAAGGUGACGGGAAGCUUCCAAAAUGUCACAGUUCCCCUUGGUUACCACAAGAUCCUGGACAUCCCACCCGGAGCUACAUUCAUUAACAUCACAGAGAGACGGGCCAGCCCUAAUUACCUGGCCAUGAGGAGUGGCACUGGGGCUUCAGUGGUGAACGGGCGUUGGGCUGUGGACCCUCCAGGAGAGUAUCAGGCAGGAGGGACUACCUUCACCUACACCCGACCUAGAGCACAGGCAGAGGGGGAGGAAGAGAGAGGCGAAUCCCUCAGGGCUCCAGGACCCACCACCACACAGCUACAGCUGUAUAUCAUUUUCCACAAGGAGAACCCAGGCAUCGACUACGACUUUUAUGUCCCUGUGGAGAAGAAGGAGGUAGAGAGGGAGAGGCUGAUGGAGAGAGAGAGGGAGACACCCAGGGAGGCGCCCAGAGAGAGGCAGAGGGAGCGAGAGCCAGGGAGGGCACCUCUUCGCAGUCCUCUUACUGUGUCAGUGGAAGACCCUCCUCCAGCCCCUCCUCCUGUUUCAGUCCCUUCUUUCCCCUCUUCCUCCUCCUCCUCCGUCUUUUCCCCUCCCUCCUCUGACCGGUGGACACCUGAGAGGUCACGUCCUCGAGGCUCUGCACCCAACAGGAAUGCUCGGAUCCCCCCUCGCACUGACCUGCCACCGGACACUCAGCCACCAUUUGUGUGGAGGAGAGGUGGACUCACUGAGUGUUCUGCCACCUGUGGCAAAGGUUCUCAGUACCGAGUCGUUCUCUGUAUAGACCGCCAUACAGACGAGGAAGUCCCAGAGAGGAAAUGUGACUCUGCAGCCAAACCUGUUCCUGAGGAGGAACCUUGCAACACACAUCCCUGCCCACCAUUCUGGGAGGCCAGUUCAUGGUCAGAGUGCAGUGUGUCCUGUGGCCCUGGGGUGCAGCAGAGACAGCUGCAGUGUAGGCAGAGCUUUGGGAACCGCUCCACCAUGGUCCAUCCACAGCGCUGUGCCAACCUCACCCCACCAGAGUCCACACAGGCGUGUCAGCUCAGCCUCUGCUCCCACUGGGAGGUCAGAUCCGAGUGGAGCACGUGCUCAGUGGACUGUGGAGUUGGGAGGAGGACGAGGAGUGUGCGCUGCAUCAGCGAUCAGGGCAACAUCGUGAACGACAAGGAGUGCAACUCCAGGGUCCGCCCACAAGGAAGUGAAGAGUGCAACAUGGGGCCGUGUGUAACCAACUGGUACUUCACUGACUGGUCCAACACUUGUUCGGCACAGUGUGGCCCCGGGGUGCAGAGGAGGGAGGUGGUAUGUCUCACUCAAGGAGGGAUCAGGGAGGGCGGAGGAGGAGGCGACUGUGUUGGGGAGAAACCGGCAGAGAUGAAGGCCUGCAACGGGGGUCCCUGUGUACCAACAAGCAUGUGGUACAGCAGCCCCUGGACACAGUGUAAUGUCCCAUGUGGGAAUGGAACUCAGCGACGAGACAUCAUUUGUGUCCAGAAGACGGGGAAUGAUUUUACUGUCGCACCAGCCAGUGAGUGUGCACAUCUGGACAAGCCCGCCACGGUCCAAGAGUGUGAGGUGGGAGAGUGUGAGCCGCAGUGGUUCACGACGGAGUGGAGCGCGUGCUCACGUUCUUGUGGAAGAGGCCUACAAAUGAGGGAGGUUCGGUGUCUAACACCAGACAAAAAGCACAGCCAUGAGUGCGAUUUGAUCACCAAACCUGAACAGGAGCAAAUCUGCAACACAAUACCCUGCAGUCCACAAGUCUCAGAUGAAAACUGUCGGGACAGACGUCACAACUGUGUGAUGGUGGUUCAGGCCAGGCUGUGCGUCUACAGCUACUACAAGAGCGCCUGCUGUGCCUCGUGCACCCAGAGUGCUCAGCGUGCCAAGAGGCACUGAGCAGCAGAUCACAGAGAACCCAGGUGUGCGAGACGUCAAGGAUCAGGUCAAAGGGGCCGAUGACAAGUCUAUAGAAAUGGACAGCCGAGAGUAGACACAAUCCCUGCGAUGGCUGUCAGAAAACAUUUAGCUAUUUUCCCCUGAUUCUUCAGGUAAAACACUGUGAAAGCAGGCGGUUCCUUGUUCCAGUUCUCUGUCUACAAUUCUAUAUUGCCUUUUAGAACCACAUAUUCCACUGAGUUUGCAUCGGUUUACUUUGUGCAUUAGCUUUAACAGGUUCACAGUGUGCUACACAGGGCUGAGUGAUGCAUUUGCGAUGAUUUCAACUCUUUUCUAUGGCUAAGAGAUUGUAAUGGAAGGUGCUCACAGAGGACACAGCUGUGUUUCAGCAGCAAAUGUAACCUUUUUUUUAAAGAUUCUUCAUAAUCAGACAUGCAUACCACUAAUUAUAAAAAGAAAUGUGCUGAACAAAUAAUUAGCAUGUGUGCUAGAUAGAUUGUGUAUACUGUAGUACAAUGUGUGCUGAAGAUCUACUGGAAUAGAUCUACCAUGUUUCUGUACACUGCAGAUGCAGAUACCCCCCAACUAAGCUAGAAGGAGUUUGUUAACAUACCAUGUGUCUUUUUCUGUUUGCCAAAAAUAGUGUCCUCUUAUUGUGCAGUUCAGUAUUUGGACAGAUGAACCAAAGGUGUGGGGUGAGCAUGGCAAUAAGUGACCAAAUAUAUCAGAUCGGGAAAAGGUGAGAUUCAUCCCAAUUUAUAUACGCGGCUGUUCAGUCUGUACAGUCCUUCAACUUGUUCACGUCAAUUAUAUACAGAAUACUGUACAUGUAGGUAUUUUUAAAAUUAGCUGUUGGUGUUAAAAUCUACAGCUAAGGUGUGAAACUAAAAACAAUGCUGCUCACUAGAUAACAAACAUGAGCUGUAAAAAAGAAGAAGAAGAAAAGAUAAGUGAUGAGACUGGUGUUGUUCUUUACUUCUCUUGUCACCAAAUCACACAGAAAGACCAAACCAACGACACGUUAAUCUGCCGGUCGUUACUUUCUGACUUCCUGACCAUGUCUCCGGCACUCAGCCCCAAGUCUGUUUCUUCCUACUGAUGAUUCACCUUUAAAAAUGGAUCACAAAUAUGUAUUUUCAUUUUUUAAAGAAAAUGCUCAGUUAUUUCUGAAACAGCUGGCCACUGUAGUUCUUACGAAUGUCACUCAAACAAGAGAAAUUAGUAGAUUUGUUAGGGACUAUUUGCAGCUGCAGACUGACAUACAUUUGUGGGUAUCUAUGAUAUCAGGACAGUAUAUGUUGGAUUGACUAAAAACAAACUACAGCGCCAAUGUUCGUCUUAAUGAAGGAACACAUCAGCCAGUGUGGCUCAUUUGGAUUUUUUUAGAGUUUCUUUAGAAACGGUGCACCAUGUGGCACAGAGAAAUACGAUAUAUUUCACGUGAUUUCUUGGCAGUCAGAAAUACACUGAAUAUCGCCUUAAACCAUAAACCUGGUGGUGACUCACAGGUUUGGAGAUGUGAAACGACUCUCUCCUGGCUGACCUAAUUUAGCCUUUUAGCGAUCACGUCAGUAUGACGACUGUGCCGGGUAUUAAAAGAACAACUUCGUGCUCUCCCUGUCUUCUCACCUCAUCUCAAUAUGUUUUAUUUACAUCCAUCAUCACCCUCUUGGGAGGAUAUGAUGAAUCUGUCCCCUGAGAGUAUAGAAGUCAGAAUUAGGAAACCUCAUGGGGACUGAGAAAGCUGCUUUCUUAUAAUAGUCUUUUAAUAAUUAAGCUCAUGAUAUGGAUCAAAUGCAAUCAUUCUGCUUUGACCUGAAAGUACAUAUUUUGCAUUCUGAGGCUGCGACCUCUGUAUAUGUGUGUAAGUACUCUUUAUGCUUUUUCUCUCUUUGUCUUUUAUUUGUUUUUACUUUGCUCUUUUUCUUUUCCCACACCUCCCAAGAAGAAAUACACACACAACACACCCCACCCACUCAAGGGUGAGGAGUCUGUAUAUUUGUCAGAUAUGUUUUAAUGUCUAUGAUUUCUUUGAACACAGUAGGUGCUUAUGUUUUUUAACUGAGUAGAGUUAUCAGAAGUGUUGUUGUAGACUGCAUUUAUUCACAUCUAACUGUCAUGUAACUAUUGUAUUUCACAUUUGAGAAGAGAAUCAGUGACUUUAUUGUAAACAGGAAUUUUGGAUGUUUGCGUGCACGUGUGUCUGUGUGUUUGUGUCUGUGUGUUUGUGUGCAUGUGGUUGUGUGUUUUGCGACUGCAGGCGUUGAAUGUGUCAUUGUCUCUAAUCCCUUGUAGUAAAAAUUACUUUUUAUAUAAAACAAAAAAAGAUAGUAAUUUAUCUAUUAUCUGAAGAACAUGUAAUUUAUUUUCUGUUUUGAGAAGCUGUAGCUAAUUUUCUUUGUUACCCCCAGAGUUUAAGAGAUAUUACUGAUACACAGCGAUUUUUUUUUUAUUUGUCAUGCAAAAACAAAAACAGUGUGGAAAAAUUAUUAUCUCAAAGCUUCAUUUUAAAUAAAACUGAAACAACAGA